This is a messenger RNA of Blastomyces dermatitidis ER-3, 2053 nucleotides long. RefSeq lists its product as uncharacterized. The record is from RefSeq and is a predicted model, not a curated record. The transcript has 3 exons. Lineage: Eukaryota; Fungi; Ascomycota; Eurotiomycetes; Onygenales; Ajellomycetaceae. Bases 1 to 327 code for a protein of 108 amino acids.
AUGGUUUCAACAGCUGGCACAGAAUUGGCUGCAAUUGCAACAACCAGCUUCACCGUCUCAACAACAUACAUCACAUGCCAACGUAUCACUACUCGGAAGCAGCAAAGCGAGAAUUGUAUUCCGCCACGUGCGUUGAACGCUGAAGACGUCGGCGUGGGAACCAAUGCCGCAAAUGCAAUCCAGAAUAGUCGGAUAGAGAUCUCCCGGACAUCGAGCCGCAUGAGCGUUGGCCCAGUGCAUGAUAUCCAGGCCGUCCCUGUCCCACGGCCACAAGGGGUGUAUGUAUAUACAGUAUGUAUGGGAGCACAUCUCCGCCAAUGGAUAUAGAUACAGAAGUUGAGCCGCCCUAUUCUUUCCUAGCCAAUCGGUAAUAUGGUUGGCAAUGGCUAGAUGUGGCUGGCCCGCUCGUCGGCCCGCCACGACAUCUUGUUUCUCAACUCACCUCUCUCUCCCUGUAGUUAUGGAUCUUGGGAUGUGGAACAUCGUUUUCGGGCUUUUUUUCUUUUCUUUCUUUCGCUUUGAAGCCUCCUGACGGUGUGUAAGUUACUGUGUUGUGUACGCGUGGCGAAAUACAAGCGUCAUGCAAAUGCCAUCCUAGGAGGGAAGUUCUAAUUUAUACACUAUUUAUGUAUGACAGCUCGAGCGCGAUAGCCAAAAGACGAGCCUAGAUCUUCGGCCCGUCCUUGUUUCGAUUUAGUCGUCGUCCAUUUCUCAUGAGAAUACGGGAGUGAAGUACUUCGCACAAUUUCGUUCUCGCUGAUGUUUUACCCAGCUUCCUCGCGGUUCCUAUUGUGAAUGCCGCCAUAUCAGCUUCCAAGUUUCCAGCCCUUUCUUUCCCAUUUCGCGGACUAGCGCCCAGGACGGCAUCUCAGUCUGCUGUAUAAUGAACUUUUUCACAACUAUGUAUGAUCAUAUAUGAGCUUAACGGAACGCUUGCUAAAUAAUUACUUCACCUGACAUUUUACAAAUCUUCCGCGUUGCUGGCCAUCCAAGCUCUCCUACGACCAGCCAUGUUUGACCACCACCAGCACUUCUUUCUGGUUUGCCAACAUGGGCUUUCCUCCAUGGCGUGAUGUACUCCGUACAGUACAUGUAAGAAGGAUAUGUGGGACAGUUUACAUUGCCCCUGAGUAACCCCAGCCAACAAGAUCAGACAUAUCUGGGUACUACAUUGGAAACUUUUCCAACCCGACAAGGAUCCACACUUUGACCAUUCAGAUCUGUGGAUGGUUCCUGAAUAUCCGGAAAGCAUGCGAAAGGUUUCAACAGCAGCAGGGUAGCAACGUGGCAGGCAGGGCUACCCAUCCCGGAAGGUUUGGAACAAUAUGUUCAGACUUUAAGCGUCGGAAAUCGGACAAAAAUUUAAAUCAAUUGUAGGGACUGCAGUGAAGACCGGUAAAACACGCACGCCCCGGUGUCCCUUGAGAUUCUAACGACCGACAUCCGGCGAAACUGAGUCUCCCGGUCGCGUUCGGGAAAGUGAUGAAACAUGAAAGACAUAGGGGGCUUUGCGUGAUCUAAAAAAGCAUGUUUCUCCCGCUCCCAUCCCGCGCAAUAUUAAACAUCGGGAGCCGCUGAAGCCAAUGCUGGGAGCUGUGCCUGCAUAGAGACAACGCAUUAUUCUAGAGGGAGGGAGGGCCGUCCAUCGGUUCCUUGAACAACGCAGAGGAAGCGAGCGAAGGCGGGGCCGUGCAACGCUUCGGGAUCGGACCGGACGUUUAGCAGAGUCGCAUCCGGUUGCUCGAGGGCUAAUUCCCGAUCCCUGUGGACGGGGAAUACAUAUCAUAUGGCCUAUAUCUUAUAAAAUAAUGACUUUGAUGGCCAGUGCCUGUUAAAUGGGGGGUACGAAACAUCCCUGACCCGACCCUGCGCCACGAGGAAUACCUACAUCAGGGCCAGGGCGCUGUUUUCCGCCCUCCACCCAUUGUCACUGGAGUUUGCGAUAGCUGCUCACGUAAUUACUGUUUUUCGAGCCCUUGGAGAUACUUCGAAGCAAUAUCAAUCGUAUUUUUCAUUUAAAAUUUCUCAAUCUAGGAUCAUUUUUCGUUUUGCC